AUGAAUCCAAGUGAUACAGUAGCAAUUUGUUUCUUUUCCUUAGUAAUUUUACUUUAUCUGGGCCUGUUAGUUUAUCUUCAUUGUUUCAAAAAGAUUUACAGAUUAAUUUUUCCAAGUCCUUCUCCAAUGUAUACUGAAAAAUUUUUUGGAGAUAAGCUUAAAUAUGCAAAUGUAUAUAAUUCAUUAGGUAUUAUGAUAAAUAAGUUUAAUUUAAGUUAAUUUAAAGAGUGACUAAUUGUUAAACUCAUAUAAUUUAGAAAGAGUCAGAGCUAUACCAUAUGUCUACUUAAAGAACAAAUAUUCAGAAACAAAUAAUUAUUUAAUUUAUUUUCAUGGAAAUGCGGAAGACAUGUAAACAACUAUUUUUUGUAUGAAUAUAGGUAGGCAGCCUCUCAAUUUAUGGAACAUUUAAUGAAAACAAUAAAUACAAAUAUCUUUGUUAUAGAAUAUCCAGGAUAUGGAGUUUAUGAAAUGUAAAAGAAUAUGAGUAGUAAUUUGAUUGAAGAGGAUGCAUUAACAUUAUAUGAUCAUAUAAAGAAAACAUAAAAAUUACUAGAUAAUCAAAUUUAUGUUUUUGGAAGGUAUUCAAAUAUGAUAAAAAUUAGAUCAAUAGGAACAGGUCCUGCAUUUUAUGUAGCAAGUGUUAGAAAUGUUAAAGGUUUAAUUGUUAUGUCUUGCUAUAAGUCUAUCAAAACUAUAAUAUAAGAUUUAUGUUGUGGAUUUGGUAUUAUUAUUGUUUUUUUUUUCUGCCUACCAGAUAUCUUUAAAAAUUAUGAAAGAUCAUAACAAGUAAAAUGUCCUAUUGUUUUUAUUCAUGGAUUACAUGAUACAUUAAUAAAACCAUAUCAUUCAAAUUAUUUGUAUACUAAGUAAAUUAUCUAAAAACUUUAGUUUAGUUUGCCAAGGAGUAUACAAACCAAAUCUCAAAUUUUUAUAAAAGAGAGAAUGACACAUAAUGAUUAUGAUAUUGAUAAUGAUAUCGCAUGUUCUAUUUUAGAAUUAUUUUAGGAACUUAGAUAUUAAAAAUUUUGA
Molecule: messenger RNA, 1032 nt
Organism: Paramecium pentaurelia
Lineage: Eukaryota; Ciliophora; Oligohymenophorea; Peniculida; Parameciidae
Source: the annotation of a GenBank genome assembly